CACCGAAAGGAGAGCUGUCGAGGUCGAAUUGUAGGAUUUCUUUAGUCCUGGUCAAAAUUAGGGCCAAAUAAUGCCUUCAGACUAUGAUAAAGAAGCAUAUCCGGAGCCUCCUCGGCAGACUCCGGCUGUGGACAAACAGACAGCACUGCCAAACCCUGCUCUGAUUUUGUCUAAACUCUUCUAUUACUCCGUGGACCUGCCUGUCACCACAAUUCGAGGUGUUGUUGAUGGCAUCCGGGCUAAUAACAGGUCGGUCUACUACCACCAGAAGUUCCGCCGUGUCCCCGACCUGACCGAGUGCCAGGAGGGAGAUUACCUCUGCUACUAUGAAGCAGAGAUGCAGUGGAGGAGAGACUAUAAAGUGGACCAGGAGAUUGUAAAGGUGGUCCAGGAACGUCUGAGGGCCUGCCAGCAGAGGGAAGGAUCCAGCUAUGAGCAGAACUGUGCCAGGGAGAUAGACCAGUUCCACGAGACAACAAAGAACUUCCAAUCACGCUAUGGGGACCUGGGAGCGUACGCCAGCGGGAGGAAAUGUCUAAUGAAGCAAAAAGAAAGGAUGAUGGCGGCAGCUCAGACCCAGACAGCUUAAACACAGUUCUCUACUAUCUGUCCUCUGUAAUACUUGUAAAAUAAAGUUUAUGUGAUAAAUCAAA
Messenger RNA from Scomber japonicus (chub mackerel), 653 nucleotides. It is a transcript of the gene ndufb10, whose product is annotated as NADH:ubiquinone oxidoreductase subunit B10. The record is from RefSeq and is a predicted model, not a curated record. The transcript is spliced from 4 exons. NCBI's taxonomy places the organism in Eukaryota, Metazoa, Chordata, Actinopteri, Scombriformes, Scombridae. Bases 71 to 589 code for a protein of 172 amino acids.